Messenger RNA from Tarenaya hassleriana, 1577 nucleotides. RefSeq names its product probable glycosyltransferase At5g03795. The coding region runs from base 59 to 1330 and encodes 423 amino acids. The record is from RefSeq and is a predicted model, not a curated record. Gene Ontology annotation, molecular function: glycosyltransferase activity. The transcript has 5 exons. Lineage: Eukaryota; Viridiplantae; Streptophyta; Magnoliopsida; Brassicales; Cleomaceae.
GGCAGCGGGUGGGCUCGGACGACAGCUAGUACGAGAGUGGAUUUCGCAGAUCCGGCCGAUGGCCACCGCGAAAUCGCCGCAGUUCUCUUUCUCCGGCGGAGCACCGCCGCUCUGUUCGCUCAGAGGGGCCAUAGUCUCCGUCGCUCUCCUAACCUUCUUCUCGCUCUUCUAUCUCUCUCUUAACUCCCUACGAACUUCUCCUUCGAUUCCGGUUUUGACCGGACGGAUUUUUCCCACUCAGGCCAUUGCAGAGUACGGUAGCAGCGACCAGAGCAAAGACGGAGUUGAAUCGGUGAAAUUUCCGGACGUUUAUCACUCACCGGAGGUUUUCCGGUUGAAUUACGAGGAAAUGGAGAGGAGAUUCAAGGUUUACAUCUAUCCCGACGGCGAUCCUAAGACGUUCUAUCAGACGCCUAGGAAGAUGACAGGAAAAUAUGCAAGCGAAGGCUAUUUCUUUCAGAACAUCAGAGAGAGCCGGUUCCGGACCCUAGAUCCAGAGGAAGCGGAUCUCUUCUUCAUCCCGAUCUCGUGUCACAAGAUGCGAGGCAAGGGAACAUCAUACGAAAACAUGACGGUGAUCGUCCACGAUUAUGUGGAUAGCUUGAUAGCUAAGUACCCUUAUUGGAAUAGAACCUUAGGAGCAGAUCAUUUCUUUGUCACCUGUCAUGAUGUCGGCGUUAGGGCAACUGAGGGAGUCGAGCUUCUUGUGAAGAAUGCAAUUAGAGUGGUGUGCUCUCCUAGUUACAAUGUCAGUUUCAUUCCUCACAAAGACGUCGCAUUGCCGCAAGUGCUUCAGCCUUUCGCACUUCCCGCUGGUGGAAAUGACAUCGAAAACCGGACGACCCUCGGUUUCUGGGCAGGUCAUCGUAAUUCCAAGAUUAGAGUCAUACUUGCACGUGUGUGGGAGAACGAUACAGAACUCGAUAUUUCGAACAACAGAAUAAAUAGGGCUACUGGACAUCUAGUGUAUCAGAAAAGAUUCUACAGGACCAAAUUCUGCAUAUGCCCCGGUGGUUCCCAGGUCAACAGUGCUCGCAUAACGGACUCGAUCCAUUACGGGUGUAUUCCCGUAAUACUGUCAGACUAUUACGAUCUUCCCUUCAACGACAUCCUCGAUUGGAGAAAAUUUGCCGUCGUGCUCAGAGAACGGGAUGUCUACAGCCUCAAACAGAUUCUCAAAGACAUAACUCAUCAGGAGUUUGUCUCGCUCCACAACAACUUAGUCGAGGUUCAGAAGCAUUUCCAGUGGAACUCGCCUCCUGUUAAAUACGACGCCUUUCAUAUGGUCAUGUACGAGCUUUGGCUGCGCCACCAUGUUGUCAAAUACUGAUUAUUUCAUUUUUUCCCCACAGGUAUAACCACAGCAAGCUAAUAUAUAUGCAUACACCUUUGUAGGUUCAAAUCAUAAUAGCUUAUAACACCGUCAAUUAUAUUUUUUUUUUUGUUGUGGAAAAAAAAAAUCAAAUCUUUGAUUCUUUUAUUUGUCUUGUUCACGAGAAUAUGUAUUGGUUUGUGUGAAUCAGCAGCCAUUUCAGACUUGUGUUGUGUAUUAUAUGUAUAGGCAAGUAGUUUAUAAA